Somion occarium is the source of this 1005-nucleotide messenger RNA. Lineage: Eukaryota; Fungi; Basidiomycota; Agaricomycetes; Polyporales; Cerrenaceae. The record is from the annotation of a GenBank genome assembly.
GUGUGUUGUCUGUCUUCAAUCCACAACUUGUCUUUUUCAGAUAUUCUCGAAUACUGACCAGUUCUCAGUAUCGCUAGUCCUGUCCUCUGAAAUGGAAGUCCAUGGGCCACAAAUGCGAAAGGGCGGAUUCAUUCCGCAUGACCCUCCAACUUGGUCCUCUCCUCUCGUAUCGUCAGUGCUGCAAUGUUGUCGAGGGCGACCUUUGAAUACUGGACCGUCUAGGGACGAUCCUACUCGCAAAUUCUCCGUUGCUAAGCAGCUAUACUCUGAUCCGCUAAGGCAGUCACCCCGUUAUCGCCUUGCCGGGGUUUGCUCGGUUGGUUGGUCCUGUCAAAGACACUACUUGUCUGCUUUGACGCGUUUCUCACGGCCUCUCGGACACUACGGUCCUGUAAUGAAUUACAUGGCUAGAUGCCAAGGACUUGUUCUCCCUACAAGGGAGACAUCGGAACUCCUUGGUUUAAGGCAGUGUCUUUUUGUAUCCUAUCUUACGGUCGGGCAGUUAAGAUGGCAUGCGCAGGUUCAACAGGAAUCAUACUCGAACGCUCCAUCGCGCCUGGGGAAUACACAUGAGAUUCUCGCCUUGCAUGGUGCGACAAAUAUCGGUGGUGCACAGCUCUACCCUGUUUGCGUACAGCUCACUGUGACUGGUUCUGGUACGAAGACCUCAUCAGGACUUGCGUUCCCCGGCGCAUACUCGGCCACAGAUCCUGACAUCCACUUCAGCCCAUACCAGGGCGAUGCUGCGAACAAGAUGCGACGUACGUUGCUCCAGGAAGGCCUGUGUAUCUAGGAGUGUGAACAUAUUCAUCCUGUUACUAAUCUCGCAGCUCUACAUCUGCCGUCGGAAGCUCCCAUGUCUUUUUACGUUGCAAAGCAAAGAUAUACCAAAGAAGUGAGAUCGUCUUGUUGUCCAGAAAACCGUUAUUGAGAAGCACGAUAAUAAUACGGAUAUACUAUAGGUGCUACAAGCGGCGUAUUCAUAAAUAGAAUAAAGAGUGGUUA